Molecule: messenger RNA, 1897 nt
Organism: Tribolium madens (black flour beetle)
Lineage: Eukaryota; Metazoa; Arthropoda; Insecta; Coleoptera; Tenebrionidae
Product: solute carrier family 22 member 3-like
Exons: 7
Coding region: 187-1782 (531 amino acids)
Biological process (GO): transmembrane transport
Molecular function (GO): transmembrane transporter activity
Source: RefSeq, a predicted model, not a curated record
UGUAAAAUCAAAAAUGAAUUUUAGUUGGCAACAGUUUUUUUGCAAAAAGGGUGGCAAACUGGUCCAAAACAACAUCUGGGGCCUCAAUUUUUGAUUAUAAAAUAAACGAACGCAAUGUAAUGUCUCUCUGUUGAUCCCGAAAAGUAAAAACCAGUAUGUCGUGUGUGUCAUAUCUCUUGACACAAAAUGAAGUUUUUCAGAAACAACGUUUUAGUCUCUGACUCGUCACCCCCCGAAGAAAUCCUCCCUGCCAUAACCGGAUGUUGCGGUUUCUGGCAAAUAUCCAUCUGUUUCGUCGCUUUUCUCGCCCAAUUCAUCCACGGCCUUGACGUUACCACCAUCCAAACCUCAUCCCCUUUGGAAAUAAACUACACUUGCAAGGGAACAAACUCGACCGAGUGUUCCUACCCCAAUGGCACCAAAUGCAUGGAAUUUGAAUACCACUCGUACUCUGUCAUUUCUUUCACCAAAAAAAUGAAUUUAGUUUGUGAGAAGGAAGAUUAUGUCAUUUGGAUCAAAAAUUUAUACCGGAUGGGUUUGAUUCUGGGAUAUUUUUUGAGCGGUGUUUGUGGAGAAAAGUUCGGGUUGAAGCCAACGGCCAUGGUGUUUAUUUCGUUGCAAAGCUUGACCGGGCUGUUUAUUUUGAGUAUGAGGAGUUUUGAAAUUGUGAUUUUUUUUGUCUUCACUCAUGGGGUGUUUAGCAAUUCGAUUAAUCUUAUUCCAGCAGUAGCAGUAACUGAUGUUGUGGGAAAUAGGUGGAGGACUUUGGCCCUUGGCGUUGCUGCGACUGCUGUACCUCUUAGUAUUUCCAUAUUUCCGUUUUUCUACAACUUGUUUAGUGAUAUUAGUGGCAUUGUUGCUGCAGAUUCGGUGUUUCCUCUAGUUCUCCUUUUGCCCCUCAUAUAUUUUCGAGACUCUCCCAAUUACGUCGUUUUAAUACUCGAUUUUGUCAAAGAAGAGAAAAUUCUUCGCAGAAUCUCGCGUUGUAACAAACGUCCAUUGCCUUCGGAGGCGCGUUUGGCCCCCGUGCAAGUAAUUGUUGACAGUGGUGUGCCCCAACGCUGCUCAUUUUGGGCACUCUGGAAGCCGACAUUUCUCCGAAAUGCUUAUUGUGCGCUACUGUGUAGUUGGUUCUUUUUGGGAUACACACAGAGCCUUAUUAUGGAAUACGCUUAUAAAGAGUUUAAGAGUUUAUCAUUGUUUGGUUGUUGUGGCGUUUUUGGAUGCAUAACUGCUGUGAUUUUGUGCCAUUUCAUCCAGCAAAAAGUGAUAAUAGGAAUUUUCACGAUUUUGAAAAACAUCUCAAUUGGGAUUUGCAUAUUGUUGGCUCUUUUGUGGAAGCAUCCUGAAUGUUUAAUUUUUCGAGUUGGACUUUUGUCGAGUGCGUUUUGGAUGUGGGGGGUUAGAGCGGCCCUUUCGACUCUAACACCGAGGAUGUUCCCGACUGAAAAAAGAUGUCUCUGUUGUGGGGUGUGUUUUAGUUUGUAUCAUCUUGGAUACUUCUUGGCGAUUUUGAUAAAUUACUUUUUCGAUUACUCGAUUUGGACCAUUGGGGCUGUGUUUUUAAUCGGGGGUGUUAUUGAGCUAUUGGCGAGUUUCUGGUUUUGGGAUGUUCACAAUCGGGAACUCCCCGAUUAUUUAAUAGAUUGUUUAAGAUUUGAUAAAUUUUACAAACCAACGAGAUUUUUAAUAAUCUAUGAAAAUAGAGGGUCACAGGAAGGGGAAGUGGAAGUCAAAGUAAUGGAUUUGAAUCCGACCGAGCUCCCUGUUAGGAAAAAAUGAUUUUUCGAAAUGUCUCAAUAAAAUAUUGAAAGUUUGACUUUUUUGACUUUGUCACAUGUGUCAUGUCUCUCUCCGGUCUCCCUCUGACCAAAAUCAAAGACGGCACUCCGCCUGA